AAACCCGGAAGCGAGGUCCGCGGCGGCGAUUUUCUCUUCUGAAAGGUGGAUGUCUGUUGCCGGAUUCCGGACCUGGCUUGCUGGUCAACGCGCGUCAUCUGAGAGCUGCUGGGCUCGUGCCGAUCUUGGUGAAUAACAUAAAGCAGACAUAAUUCAUCUCUUAGAAGCAUUGGUAUCCUGGCAUUUGAAAUGCUUUUUAUUUAGAAUAAUAGUAAGAAUGGAAAAAGAAAAAGUAUACGAUAGUGGAAAACCAGACCCAGAGAAUUCUUUGGACUUUUCUGAACACUUCAAUCAACUUGAAUUGUUGGAGACACAUGGUCACCUCAUUCCCACGGGUACUCAAAGUCUCUGGGUAGGCAAUUCUGAUGAAGAUGAGGAGCAAGAUGACAAGAACGAAGAAUGGUAUCAAUUGCAAGAAAAAAAAAUGGAGGCAAAUCCAAGCAAAUUGCUUCUUUGGGCUGCUGAAAAAAAUCGGCUUACUACAGUACGGAGACUACUUUCUGAAAAGGCCACUGAUGUGAACACUAGGGAUGAGGAUGAGUAUACCCCUCUUCAUCGAGCAGCCUACAGCGGACACUUAGAUAUUGUCCGCGAGCUGAUCGCACAAGGGGCAGAUGUUCACGCAGUGACCGUGGAUGGCUGGACUCCCCUACACAGUGCUUGUAAGUGGAAUAACACCAGAGUGGCUUCUUUCUUACUUCAGCAUGAUGCAGAUAUCAAUGCCCAAACAAAAGGCCUCUUGACCCCCUUGCAUCUUGCCGCUGGGAACAAAGACAGCAAAGAUACCCUAGAACUCCUCUUGAUGAACCGUUACAUCAAACCAGGUCUGAAAAACAACUUGGAAGAAACUGCAUUUGAUAUCGCCAGGAGAACAAGUAUCUAUCACUACCUCUUUGAAAUCGUGGAAGGCUGUACAAAUUCUUCACCUCAGUCUUAACAGUUGUAGUAAUUUUUUUAAGUUUCUAAGUAUCAGUGUCCCCUUUAUGUGAGCUAUAAAAUAUUCCCCUAAGGCAAAGUUGCCAUGAAAUGUCUUACUGCAAAAAUUUGGUGACACUCAUCAUAAUGCUCUUCCAAGUGAAUUGCCUGACCUUGAUGGCAAAAUAUAUUUGAAAGUUGUUUGGAUAUUUCUUAAAUGAUUUCUGUGGAGUUGGUGAUUUUUACCAGAAAUAAUUUUAAACUGCCUAUACUUAAAAACUUGACACGGGUUGUAUAGAAACUAACGCUAUUUUUGGUGCUGAUUCAAGAGAAAUGUAUUUUUAAAUAUCCCAUAUCCUGGACCUUUAUUGAGUACUUCAGAUCUUGACAUAUUUUUAUAAGAUGAGAUUACCCAUAAUUUAAUUUUAAAGUCUUAAAUAUUCUGAUGCAGUUCAGUUAUCUUCUCUGUAUUACCAUUUUCAUUUUAAACAAGAAAAAUUAAUAUUAAUGACUUAAGUCUUCAUCAGUUGGAGAAAAAAGUACCAAGAAGCUAAAUCUUUGUUCUUUAGAGCAUAAAUCAUUUUCAAAAAAGCAUUAGCUGAGUGUUUAAUCCAUGAAUGUUAUAUACUGCCUCCCCUACAGCAAUGCACAUGAUCCUGUGGACAGUCCUACCUCACCCUGGUCAGCUUACCUGAUCCUUCUACUAAUGGUGAAUCAGUCUGAACUCUUAGACAUGCACACAACUCUACCUUGGUCCCUGAGAUCAUAAUAUAUCUGCUAUCCAACUGGUUUUGCCUACUUAGUCUUACUGGUUUGGGUGGGGCGGGAAUAGAUUCUUGAGUUCACAGGAAAUAGUGAUUUUCCAAGAUCCUCAUUUGAUACAAACCAUAUGAAGGCAAAGCGAUAAGGGCAAAAGAAUUGUAAGAGUAAGGGGUUGAUUAUGAUAUUGGGGCUAAAAUCACAAGGUGUUUGUUUUUUGUUUUUUUU
Molecule: messenger RNA, 1902 nt
Organism: Nycticebus coucang (slow loris)
Lineage: Eukaryota; Metazoa; Chordata; Mammalia; Primates; Lorisidae
Gene: ANKRD49
Product: ankyrin repeat domain 49
Exons: 3
Coding region: 218-937 (239 amino acids)
Molecular function (GO): protein binding
Source: RefSeq, a predicted model, not a curated record